AUGGAUGAGGAUUUCAAGAAAAUGUUCGUCGAAAUAAUGGGUAAUCAGCAGAAAAUUUUAAAUGAGCUAGUCAUGUCUCGGACAAUAUCAACGGCUACUGCAGGACCAUCGUCGACUGAUGCUCGUAUGGAAUCUCUUGCCAAUUCCAUGACAGAAUUCCACUACGAUCCCGUGUCUAACCUCACAUUCGACAACUGGUAUAGUCGUCAUGAGGAUACUUUCCGAGUCGAUGCAGCUAACCUGGAUGAUGCUGCUGAAACACGUCUACUGCUCCGCAAGCUUAGCGACGCCACUCAUGCGGAGUACAUGAACCACAUUCUACCAAAAACAACACGAGAUUUUUUGUUCGACGAUACUGUGGCAAAGUUGAAGCAGCUCUUCAAUGCACAUGCAUCUCUUUUUUGUAAGCGAUACCGCUGUCUCACGCUUAACAAGAAGACCUCCGAUGAUUUUCAAACAUAUGCCGGUUUUGUAAACCGACUCUGUGAAGAUUUCGGCGUAUCUACGUGCAAUGUGGACGAGUUCAAGUGUCUGAUCUUCGUUUGCGGUCUACACGCACCUCAGGACGCUGAAAUUCGAACCGCUCUGCUUGCUAAGCUGGAGGGUAAUAAAUCAAUGACGCUCGACAAUCUCACUACAGAGUGUCAUCGUAUCAUCAAUCUUCGGAAAGACGCUUCAAUUGUAGGAUGUCACAGCGAGAAGGCGUCGGUCAACGCUAUCAAUCCGACGAAGUACACGGAGAAGCCAAUCGUUUCCAAACCUGCAUCGAAAAUUCCACCGACACACAACAACAACAAUCACCAAAACAAUAGUGAGAGCAACAACAAACCGAGGACGCCGUGUUGGAAAUGCGGCCAGCUACACUACGUUCGCGAUUGCCCUUUCCACGACCAUCGGUGCCGCGAAUGUAAUAGUAUUGGGCACAAAGAGGGCUAUUGCCAGUGUGUGUCGUCGUACCCAGGCAAGAAACGGAGAUGGAAACAACAAGCACCACAAACAAAGGGUAUUUAUUCCGUUCGACAAGUAGCUGCUCGUGAUAAGAGAAAAUACGUCACCGUGUUUAUCAACAACAAUGAAGUUGAUCUUCAGUUGGAUUGCGCUUCAGACAUCAGCAUCAUUACUAAAGCCAACUGGGAACGAAUCGGACGUCCACCAACCAAGCCCCCGUCACAACAAGCCCGCACUGCUUCUGGUCAACCACUGCCGCUCAUCGCAGAGAUCGAUUGCGACGUUAUGCUGAAAGGCGUUCAUCGUUCAGGCCUCGACUCCAUCGAACUUUUCAAUCCGUGGAAUGUUCCCCUGAGCACGGUCUGCAACAACAUUACGCUAACUAACGAUGUAUCGUGGCUUAAAGCAUCAUAUCCACAGCUGUUCUCUGAUACUUUUGGUUGCUGCAAUAAAACAGAAGCGAAGCUCUAUCUAAAGCCUGAUGUUCAACCUGUUUUCCGGGGAAGAAGACCUGUUCCAUUUGCCGCACUAGAGCUAAUCGAGACCGAGCUAAAGCGAUUGGAAGAGUUGAAAAUCAUAUCGCCGGUAGAGUUUUCUGAUUGGGCGGCACCCAUCGUUGCCGUUCGGAAAAAAAUCACAAGAAGUGCCAUUCAGCCAAACCAGCAUCCUCUCCCGCUUCCCGAGGAAAUUUUUGCAAAGCUUUCCGGUAGCAAAAUUUUCUCACACAUCGACUUGUCGGAUGCCUAUUUGCAAGUUCCGGUUGAAAAAGAUUCCAGGCAGUACCUCACGAUGAACACUCAUCGCGGGCUGUUCGAGUUUAAUCGCCUACCCCCAGGUGUUAAGUCUGCCCCUGGCACUUUUCAAAAGAUCGUCGAUGCCAUGGUAGCUGAUCUGGAAGGAGUCGAAACGUACCUCGACGACGUAUUAGUUCAUGGUAAGAACGACAAAGAACAUCGAGACCGUUUACUGAAGCUUCUGGAGCGCAUCCAGGAGUGGGGCUUCACACUGCGCAUAGAAAAGUGCUCGUUUUUCAUGCCGGAAAUCCACUAUCUCGGUUUUAUCGUUAACCAUCAAGGGAUUCGGCCCGACCCAAAGAAAACAGCAGCAAUAUGUAACAUGCCGCCCCCACACGACGUCAGUACCCUGCGGUCGUACCUAGGCGCAAUAAAUUUUUAUGGCAAGUUUGUUCGCAACAUGCAUGACCUCCGAUAUCCACUCGACGCUCUUCUUCAGAAGGAUUCCAAGUGGGAUUGGAACGAAAGCUGUCAACGUUCAUUCGAGCAGUUCAAAAACCUGCUUCGUUCGGAUCUGCUGCUCACUCAUUAUGACGCGCAACUCGAAACGAUUGUCGCAGCAGAUGCAUCAAAUCAUGGGGUCGGCGCGUGUCUUAUGCAUCGAUACCCAGACGGUGCGAUGAAGGUCGUGUGUCACGCCUCCCGGACGCUAACUCCAGCGGAACAGCGUUAUGGCCAGGUGGAAAAAGAGGCACUGGCACUCGUUUUCGGUGUGACCAAAUUCCAUCGGUUCAUAUAUGGAAGAAAAUUCAGCCUACACACCGAUCACAAACCGUUGGUCGCAGUAUUCGGGUCUAAAAAAGGCAUUCCCAUUCACACAACUAACCGCCUGCAACGGUGGGCCCUUGUACUGCUGUCGUACGAUUUCGACAACAUACACGUCGCUACGCAGGACUUUGGUUAUGCAGACAUCCUUUCGAGGCUCAUCGAUCCCCGAGCAAAACCUGACGAUGAUUUUGUGAUUGCUUCGGUCCAGCUUGAGAACGACGUCUCAGUCACCGUUGAUGCCGCACUUACUGCCCUGCCGGUAACUUUUAAACACCUUCAAGCUGCUACUGAUAAGGACAAGCUGCUUAAAAAAGUUAUUGGGCACGUGCAAACUGGAUGGCCGAAAUCUAUCAAGCAAGUGAGCAACGAACUCCGCCCGUUCUACGCUCGUAAGGAAAGUAUUUCUCUCGUGCGUGGGUGCCUCAUGUUAGCCGGUCGAAUCGUUGUGCCGACAGAAUUUCAACAACCGGUACUCAAGGCUCUUCAUAAAGGACAUCCUGGCCAAGAGCGAAUGAUGUCAGUGAUGAGAAGCCAUGUCUACUGGCCAGGCGUGGACCAGGAUGUGGAAAACUUUGUUUCAGCAUGUCGUGCUUGCGCAUCAGUAGCCAAAGCCCCGCCAAAAACAUUACUCUCUUCUUGGCCUCAAGCAAGUUACCCCUGGCAACGGCUUCACGUGGAUUACGCUGGUCCUUUCGAAGGAUUUUAUUUUCUGGUUAUUGUCGACUCCUACAGUAAGUGGCCAGAGAUCAUCCGUACAUCAACCAUCACCAGCAGCGUGACAAUCGAGCUGCUUUUCGAAACGUUCGCUCGGUACGGACUACCAGAAACCAUCGUCAGCGAUAAUGGUACGCAGUUUUCCUGCAACCAAUUCAAGGAAUUUUGCGAGUCUCUGGGCAUUGUCCACAUCCGUACAGCUCCGUACCAUCCGCAGUCCAAUGGACAAGCGGAACGUUUCGUUGAUACGCUUAAGCGGAGUCUGAGAAAAAUCAUGCCAGAAACGCAAAACUCAAUUUCCCGCUCACUGCAAAUCUUCUUGUCCGCCUAUCGAUCAACAUCAAACAAAUCAGCUCCAGAUGGACUGUCUCCGGCUGAAAUUUUGAUGGGGAGGAAACAUCGAACUGUUUUAGAUUUGCUGAAACCUCCUGCGGAUUUUGUCCUCCAGAAAAACCAACAUAUGGAAAACCAGUUCAACAGGCACCAUGCGGCAAAGAAACGAAAUUUCGAAAAAGGCGAUCAAGUGUACGCAAGCACUUUCAAGCAUGGAAAACUUGUGUGGCUUCCCGGAACCGUCAUCGAACGCGUUGGCAACGUCAACUUUAAUGUGUUGCUAGAUGGAAGCAGACUCAUCAGAUCACACACCAAUCAACUCCGUGCUCGGGGGAACUCUAAAGUCGAGGUCUAUCCGGAAGCUUCAUCGGAUCAUCAGCUGCCGUUGCACGCCUUGCUCCAGGAUUUCCAGCUUUCCGAAAGCUCACCAACACCAACGACCCAACCAGCUCCUUCUGUGCCACGUAUACCGUCAGAAAGUCGUCCACUUCGUCGAUCCGCCGUACGCCUGUGA
Molecule: messenger RNA, 4071 nt
Organism: Wyeomyia smithii (pitcher-plant mosquito)
Lineage: Eukaryota; Metazoa; Arthropoda; Insecta; Diptera; Culicidae
Exons: 3
Coding region: 1-4071 (1356 amino acids)
Biological process (GO): DNA integration
Molecular function (GO): nucleic acid binding
Source: RefSeq, a predicted model, not a curated record